AUGUGUUUAGAGUCAGCGCUUAAGUUCUUGGAUCAAGCCUCGAUAAUGAGUGACCAGGCCGUUGCAAAAAUCGAUAGUAUGGUGGUCGAAACAUUGGGAGACUGGGACGACGGUGAUGACAUAAUUUCAGAAAUGGACGUUAUUGCAGAAAUAGACAGGAUUGUAGAGGACAUGCUGGCAGAUUAUCCAGGUGCCCGAUUUGAGAGUAGGACGGUGGGGAAUUCUACGGCUCUAGAGCGUUAUUCUGUGGGUCUAGAACUUGACAGGACGUAUGAUCUCGUUAAUGAGUGUAUUCCUGCAUUUCAAAUUACCUUCCCACAUGAGGACGCAUCAUCGGUUGAAGCAAAGUAUCUGGUAUGGGCGUAUGACAUACUAAGUCAUGGUUGGUGGCACUUGGUUCCUUUCCAAGUGAAGAAGCCCGUGUCGGUUUUUGGACUAGCUCGAAAGGCUGUUGAGUGGGAGGAAGCGAGGAAGGCUAACCCAGGUCUAAAAGUCAAUGUCCUAUUGGAAGCACGCUGUUACAGAGGCAAUCGAAAUAGCCGUGUCCUCUGGGAUGUACCGAUGUUUUCUUUCAAGCUAAAAAUGGAGAGAUCUAUAGACGAUCUAGGAUUCGGAAAUUAUAUUGACGCUAAUAAUAAUCGGGACGCUAAUAAUAAUUGGGACGCUAAAGAAGAUAGUAGUCGGGGUAGAGUUCGAUGUAAAUGUCAAGCUCGUUGUACAUGUCAAUUAAUACCGUUAAGUGACGUUAAUGCUUCACUGCAGGAUUUAUUUUGCAAUUGGCCGGUUGAUGAGAUUGGUAGCUGUCAGUUGAAGCAGAACAUGCGUCGUUGGCGAUUGCGUUACCAGAAGCAUUACUCGGGGUCAUCCGGUGGCCCAUGCAUGUCGGGGCGGCAGUUCGAUGAAUUAGUGGUAAGGACAUUGGGACGUUUACGCGUUCCCCUUACUGAGGUUUCGAAGGCGUUCCGGAGGGCUCAGCGAAGGCAGCGAAUACGUGAGAGAGUGGCCGAAGUAGUGAUGAGAGAUCCCAGGGAAGCGUCGUUGGUGAAAACCAUCAUGGGCGACUUACUUCCAUCACAUCUCGUCGGUGUUGGGGGAAACAAAUUUCAGGUAGUUAAAGAGGGAGAGGAUGAUUUGCGGAUUCCACCGCGUUAUCUGGUCUGGGCCUACGACAUUCUAAAUCAUGGCUGGUGGGGUAUGAUACCCAUCUCCUCACAGGGACUGUCCCUUUUCGGAUUGGCUCAGAAGGCUCAGGAAUGGGAAGCAGGUGGUGGACGUAUGUACAGUUUAUUAUCCAGCUGUUAUAUGUGCAGAGAAAGUGUUGGCAGAGUGCACUAUCCAGGGACAACUUGUGAGAGAUGUGAAAAAUCGUGGAACCCGGAAGAGUUUUGGGAAUGGCUUCGAUCGAGACAUUUCGAAAAUAUUUACGAUCAGCUUAAGAGACAUACCAACCACCCUGUAGAAGAAGACAUAGGAGAUUCAAGUCAUAAAGAUUCAAAUCAUAAAGAUUCAAAUCGAUCUAUUAGAGUAGAUAGAAAUUGGUUGAUAAGGUUGAUCGACGAAAUCGGUUUUGAUAUUCCCACAGGAAAGAAGGAAGCCACAUUCGAGAUUUGCGAUUCAGCAAUCGAGAAGUACUUACCGUCAACUGGCUAUCAGUCGUUGUCAGGAAGGUUCAUGGCCUUUUGGAUUCCUGGGCGUCAAAUGGUCAAGAAAUCCCCAAACGGAUUUUGUCGAUGGGAACAUGAACGUUUGAUUGUUUACAGAAUCAGCUCCUAUUGUACUAACCUAGUGGAUCCCGUUCCUAGGUACGGAUUAUGUGAAAAGCCCCGUCCGGAUACUCCCGUCGAUUGUCCAGCUAUGAUCAGCAUAAUUUGUGGUGGCGUGAGUAAGUCCAUUCCUUCCUUUCAAAUCAUAUUCCCACAAGAAGAGGAAUGGCGAGUCCCAGCCAGAUACUUAGUAUGGGCAUACGACAUAUUGUAUUGGGGCUGGUGGCAUUUGGUUCCUUUUGAAGUGGCGAAAAAACCAGUUUCAGUGUUUGGUCUUGCCCAAAUGGCUGUCACUUGGGACACAUCGAGGAAACGGGAUCCGGGUUUAAGAGGCACGUCCACAUUGGCAGCACGGUGUUACAAAGCCUCCUAUUGUAUCACCGACGAGCUUGUGUGGGAUGCGCGGGCACUUAUCGAGUGGUUGAAGAGGCGAUCUGCAAGUGAUGUUGGAUUCAGAGGCGCAUUACAGAAGGAUGACAAGAAAGGUGCUUGGUUCAUUCGGUUAGCCAAUGUGGAUGAUGCACUGCAUGACCUGCUGGACCAGUGGCCUGUUGAUGAGGUGGGCGGCAACCAAUUCGCUUUAAACAUGACCCGUUGGCGGCGUCGCUACAAGGGCAAUAUCCCCCCAAACGAAACAAAUAAUCGCCCUACUGACUGCCUCUCAGCGGCAGAGUUUGACGGACUUGUAGUGAGAAUGAUGGGAGAUUUACGAGUGCCCCUUACCGAGGUCUCUUCUGAAGUCCGUAGCACAAAGCGAAGACAGCGAAUACGUGAGAGAGUAACAAAAUUGGCACUCACUAAUGGCUCUGGACACCACAAGUUCAUCCAGGCCAUCAUGAGCGAUUCACCUCCACCGUAUCUGAUGGAUAUUUCAGGAAACAAGUUUCGAAUGAUUAAGGAGACAGAAACCAAUCUGCGAAUUCAGCCACGCUACCUGGUUUGGGCGUACGACUCGCUGAGACACGGCUGGCGCGAAAUGGUACCCCAUCACAUCUUGUCACCGGGACUGUCAGUUUUCGAAUUGGCUCGGAAGGCUAGUGAGUGGGAAGCCGGGGGCCAACUGAUUCAUACUUUGUCGGCGAGCUGUUACAACUGCGGGGAAGGUAGUAAAUUCCAUGCUUCAACGAAAACUUGUGAGAGGUGCGAAAAGCCGUGGAGCCCCGCAAAGUUUUGGGAAUGGCUCCGGUCGAGGCACUUCGAAAAUAUCUGCGAUCAACUGAAGAAGUCCGAUUACGCUGGACCAGAAGAUUUCGGCGGGCCGACAGAUUCCCAGAAACCAGGAGACUCGAGUCGACGUGUGAACUGGGAUAGAGUAGAUCAAGAUCGAUGGAGUAUGAUUAUUGACGGGAUCGGGUUCGAUUUUCCAACAGAAAAGGAAGAACCCCGAUACCGAGAAGUUCUUGCCAACCGGUUGCGGUUUGUUAUGGAGGUUAUUGACGGUAUGGACCAGAGUGUUGACGAAAUUUUUGCCCGGGUUUUUACCACAUGGAAUUUUAGCGCUUGA
Molecule: messenger RNA, 3267 nt
Organism: Gregarina niphandrodes
Lineage: Eukaryota; Apicomplexa; Conoidasida; Eugregarinorida; Gregarinidae
Exons: 1
Coding region: 1-3267 (1088 amino acids)
Source: RefSeq, a predicted model, not a curated record